GACAUCAGAUAUUCAUUUUAGAUAGAGUAAUCUUGAAAAUCAGCUCAGCUCGACGGAAGGAUAAAUCGGGAAGAUUCACAGCGGGUCCGCUCCAUCAGCUCAGAAGGUACGCGGGAACUUUGCCGACGCCCUUAGUCGUCUCCAAUCGCUGAUUUCCAUCUUGAAAGCGAAACAUGGAGCCGCAAACCCAUACCGGCGAUGAUGGAGGCGACGACAUCGAAUCCGUUAAGCGAUUGCGACAGCAAAUGGAAGACGCCGUCGCCUCCCGCCGCCAGUCGCAGCUCGACCUCAUCUCCUCCCUUCAGAACAUCGUCCCCGACCUCGUAUCCUCCAUGGAUGCCUCCCGCCGCAUCAUCUCCGCCUUCAACAGCCGGCCCUUCUCGCCCACCCCAAACCCUAGCCCCAAAUCUACCGCCGAUCACCACCAGCCCCUCACGCCCCGGCGCCGCCCCCUUCCAGAUGCACACCCCCUGCCUCGCACUCGCCCCGAGGCGGCACCGCCUUCUCCUGGCGCCGGAGGCGGCUCUGCCAAUGGCAGCGACCGCCUCUCCAUCGUCCGCACCAUUGUUGCAGUAUGUCUCCUGGAGCUCGUCCCGUUCACUGAGAUUGACUCCGCAGCAUUGCUUCGGCGGUUGGAGAAUGACCAGUCUUCCGCCACUCCUGCUGAGAAGGCUGCUUUGACUGAUCUUGGUGGGGAUCUUGGGCCAAUCUCUUCCGUCGAGAUGGCGCUCCGGCGAAUCUCUGAGGAGAGUGGGGGAGUCCAGUUGGAAGAGCUCACCGUGAACGGUAAAUCCAUGCUGAUGAUUUGGGGCAUCGAUCGGAACAAGCUUCUUAAGGAACUUCCCGAGACCUCUUCUCAUGGUCAGCAGCCCCCAUUGCAUUUGUCAUCGGCGGAACCCAACUCAAGCAAGGGGAAUACUCAUGGUCAGGGGCCGGUAGUGACCGGAGCUGACAAUGCUCCUAUUAUGAUGCCAAGUCGGUCACCCGAUAUGUGGAUGGGGCUUUCUGAUUCUCAUCUUGCCGGCAUGCCCCAUAUGUUUCGUGGUGGCGCCCCGCCCUCGGUUGGUCCAAGGGGCGGGCCUAGGGUUAUGGGGAUGAUGGGGAUGCCAAGGGCGAUGGGACUCUCUCCACUCCAUAGGCCCAUCAUGGGACCUGACAACUCACCUGGUGCUCCAAAUUCUGCAAUGCCAAAGCAAAGGACAGAGGAAGAUGAUCUAAAGGAUCUCGAGUCGUUGUUAAAUAAAAAGACAUUUAGGGAGAUGCAGAUGUCAAAGACAGGAGAGGAGCUUUUGGAUUUGAUUCACCGGCCUACUGCAAGAGAGACUGCUGUUGCUGCAAAGUUCAAAACGAAAGGUGGAUCUCAACUCAAGGAAUACUGUUCUAAUUUAACUAAAGAAGACUGCAGGCGCCAAUCUGGUUCUUUUGUUGCUUGUGAUAAGGUUCAUUUCCGGCGUAUUAUUGCUCCACAUACUGAUACGAAUUUAGGUGAUUGCUCUUUUCUGGAUACUUGCCGUCAUACAAAGACUUGCAAAUAUGUUCAUUAUGAACUUGACCAAACACCAGAUGCUCCAAUUAUAAUGGGAUCUACCAAUGCUCCACCUCCGAAGGAACUAAAGCUCCGAAGGGCUGAAUACUGUUCAGAAGUGGAGCUUGGUGAACCCCAGUGGAUAAAUUGUGAUAUCCGUUCAUUUAGAAUGGACAUUUUGGGAAAAUUCGGGGUCAUUAUGGCCGACCCUCCGUGGGAUAUUCAUAUGGAAUUGCCUUAUGGUACAAUGGCUGAUGAUGAAAUGAGAACUCUGAAUGUACCUUUAUUGCAAACUGAUGGUUUAAUUUUUCUUUGGGUCACUGGGCGUGCAAUGGAACUUGGGCGUGAGUGCCUGGAGCUUUGGGGAUAUGAACGUGUUGAAGAAAUCAUAUGGGUGAAGACCAAUCAGCUUCAGCGGAUCAUAAGAACUGGACGAACAGGCCAUUGGCUCAAUCAUAGUAAAGAACAUUGCCUUGUUGGAAUAAAGGGAAAUCCUGAGGUCAACAGGAAUAUUGACACUGAUGUAAUUGUUGCUGAAGUUCGGGAAACAAGUAGGAAACCGGAUGAGAUGUACCCUAUGCUGGAGAGAAUUAGCCCGAGGACGCGAAAAUUGGAGCUCUUUGCUCGUAUGCACAAUACACAUGCAGGGUGGCUAUCGCUAGGAAAUCAACUCAAUGGGGUGCGACUAGUGGAUGAAGGCCUUCGGGCAAGAUUCAAGGCUGCUUAUCCGGAUGUGGAGGUACAACCAGUGUCACCUACUAGAACAGCUUCUGCUGCGGACACAGAAUCAAAUGUCUCUCAAAUGAGGGCACCUUCUGUCGGAGCUGAACACUACAGCGAACCAGCAGUGACCCCUGCAGGUUAUGCUUCUGUAGUGAAACCCAUGGUGUCAGACACUGAAGCUGCAGUGUGACGAUGUUCUUCUUUAAGCAUAGAACGAUUCUCUCAGUGGUUUUUCUGCGCCUUCUCUGGCAUUACCAGAAGAAAUGUCCACCACAAGUGCAUUGGUUGAUUUUCAGCACUUUCUCUGGCCUUUCUGGAUGAAUCAUGUACCCUGUAUAAUAUAAGACUUAGAAUCUUUCUCUACUCUUUAUCUACUGAAUUACUGAUUAGUGCACU
Zingiber officinale is the source of this 2644-nucleotide messenger RNA. Its product is annotated as probable N6-adenosine-methyltransferase MT-A70-like. The record is from RefSeq and is a predicted model, not a curated record. Gene Ontology annotation, cellular component: RNA N6-methyladenosine methyltransferase complex. Lineage: Eukaryota; Viridiplantae; Streptophyta; Magnoliopsida; Zingiberales; Zingiberaceae. The transcript is spliced from 7 exons. Bases 174 to 2438 code for a protein of 754 amino acids.